Messenger RNA from Anarrhichthys ocellatus (wolf-eel), 3413 nucleotides. It is a transcript of the gene ripk1l, whose product is annotated as receptor (TNFRSF)-interacting serine-threonine kinase 1, like. Gene Ontology annotation, molecular function: ATP binding; protein binding; JUN kinase kinase kinase activity. The transcript has 10 exons. NCBI's taxonomy places the organism in Eukaryota, Metazoa, Chordata, Actinopteri, Perciformes, Anarhichadidae. The record is from RefSeq and is a predicted model, not a curated record. Gene Ontology annotation, biological process: signal transduction; protein phosphorylation. Bases 528 to 2585 code for a protein of 685 amino acids.
UAUGUUUAUCCACAGUGGGAAUAAAACAAUUGUCAUGUAAUCCAUUUAAAUCAAAAUAGUGUUUAUAUUUGUCUUCUGAUAAAUGCAUUACAUAUGUGUUAAUCCUUUCGUUAAUAAUUGUAUUAUAAUAUACAACAUUUAAUAAUGUCAGGAGGGGCAUUAUCAGUGUCCUAAAUCUGUAAAACUGGUGGUUUAACCACAAAGAAGGCAGCGAAUUUGCUUGUGUUACAAGGGAAAUGAUGUAGAGGGAACGCUUUAUUUCUUCUUAAUCUGGAACAAUACUUUCUCUACUGUGUUUCGGGAGUCAUCGGUGUGAGCCGCUCCACUCACUUCAAGAAAACUUCCUGGAUUACUCAACACACACUCCGAAGCCUCGGCACACAGCCCGUCACACGAGUCUUCCAGUUAGUCUCGUCAGCAUAUUUGCAUUUUAUUUUUUUUUGACAACAUGAAAGUUUUAGCCACUUAUGAGUUGUGCUGAGCUGUCGUGUGUCGUUCAGCUGCUUUAUUGUGACUUCUAACCAGAGAUGGCCACCGCGCCACAGUCUUCACUUCAUAUGAGAUCGGCUGAUCUCAUUAAAAAAGAGGCCCUGGACUACGGAGGCUUUGGAGAAGUCUACCUGUGCUACCAUGUCACCCUGGGCCAGGUGGUGUUGAAGACUAUGUAUACAGGACCGAUAAGCACCGUGAAGAGUCAAAGGUCGCUGCUGGAUGAGGGGAACAUCAUGGCGAGCCUGAACCAUGAACGGGUGGUCAAGUUGCUGGGUGUGAUCAUGGAAGAUAGAGACUGCUCGCUGGUGAUGGAGCUCAUCCCCAGAGGCAACCUGUCGGUCAUGCUCGAUACGGUCACUGUGCCAGUGUCCGUCAAGGGCAGAUUCAUCUUAGAGAUUUUGGAAGGGAUGGUGUACCUCACAGAGAAACACGUCAUACACAAGGACAUCAAGCCAGGAAACAUUUUAGUGGACAAGGAUUUCCACAUCAAGAUUGCAGACCUCGGCCUGGCCACCUGCCGGACGUGGAGCAAACUCACGAAGGAAGAGUCUCGCAGGAGGAGUCGUAUGGGGCCAUCAGCAGAGGUGAGAGGGGCCGGCACGCUGAGCUACAUGGCCCCUGAGCACCUGGAGAGUGUGCACACAGCCUCCACUGAGAAGUCUGACGUCUACAGCUUUGCGAUUGUGGUUUGGGUGAUCCUCACAGGGAAAGAGCCGUAUGCAAAUGCAAGGAGUGAAGAACAAAUCAGCCAGUGUGUCCAAAAGGGGGACCGACCUGCAGAGAGCCUUAUUCCAGACGACACGCCCGUCGAGAUGAUUCAGCUCAUGAAGAGGUGCUGGGACCACAACCCGCUGCAGCGGCCGACAUUUGAAGAGGGCUACAACUUCUUCCUUCCUUUCUACACGGAAAAGCUUGAACCACACGUAGAGGAAGAUUUACUUGAUUUGAGGGAAUUAUAUGAAGGCCCAGAGGAACUUGUUGAGAAGAUUAAAUCUUUAUCAAUGACCCAGGAUUAUUUAUCGGCAGAUUGCCCAGCUCCUUUGGUGAGUUCAGACAGAAGUGUACCCGGGCCGGUUGAAGCCAGCAUUGAGGACCUGCAUGGCAUCCAAUAUGAGCCACCCAUGGAGUCUCUUCAGACAGACGCAAAGACGGCCGGCAGCCCUUCGGCUCUGGAGGAGAAACUGGGUCGGGAGCUUCAGUACCACAAACACGGCAGCUAUAACUGUGAGAACCAGCCGGACGCUGCCCGCGCCUUCCAUCACAGCAACUCAAAUCCUUUCUUGCAAAACCACGGCAUGAUGGAUCACGCUAUCAGGCAACCAGAACCUGACAGACCCUCCUACCCGUCCUCUGUCCAUUCCUGGACAAAAGCUGAGCCGGUGCAGCCCGCCAGCCAGGAAGAGGCUUGGCAUCGCCCCACCGCGGGUCUCUAUGAGUCCAUGAACUCUUCCACGCCGACUUCAUCCCAUUUGCCGAUGUCUGCCAGCAGUCCUUCUCUAUCAAUGUUUAACCAGGAACACCCACUUUCCCACUACGACCGCCAGCAGUCCUGGCCAGUUUACCCUGUGUGUGACACAUCUGCUCCUGACAUCAGUCCUGGGCGUCUCCUGAUCCCUACCAAUGGCUGCUCACAACAAGAUCCAGCAUCUCUUUUCAUAAACAAUGCCAGCGGCAUCCAGAUUGGGAGCAACAACACAAUGAAUAUCAGAGGUUACGAGUCCACCAGUAGUUUAGUGUCUCUGCCGUUUACCGCCUCAGCUACCUCUCUCAUCGAAGAAGGCAUUCUGAAAUAUGAGGACCAGGCUGUGACCGAGGAGCACCUGGAUCUGCUGAGGGACAACAUCGGAGCCAAAUGGAAGCGCUGUGCACGGCGACUUGGUCUGACCGGUGUGGAAAUAGAGACCAUUGAGCACGACUGUGACCGCUACGGCCUGCCGGAGAUGGAGCACCAGAUGCUGGAACGUUGGAAAAUGAAGGAGGGACGAAUUGGCUGCACAAUUGGGAAGCUUUGUCGUGCCCUGAAGGGCAACAUAAAGGUAGAUGUCAUCCAGAAGAUUUUGGACACCUGCGGUUCUUCCUUCUCGGUCGGCUGAACUUUCAACCUCAUUCCCUCUAAAUGACUUUCUACCUGUGAUGGUUGCAUUUUGUGAACGGUUUGAAACAUUUAAAGGCUCCCUGUCAAAUUGUAAUGAACUAUUAAGUAAUAAUUGCCUAUCCUUCCUUUUUCAUGUGGCAGAUGAAAUGUUGUAGUUAGCGAGUCAAUAGAAACCUUGACAAGUAUGUUCUCCAGAAAUUGGAGAAGCCAUUGCUUGGUUACUGUACCUUUAAAUGAAGAAUGGCCUCAUCUUGGGUGAUAACCAAACAUUUAUUCCAGCCCAACACAACUAUAAAGACUCACAAAAUGACAGAACAGGUAAGGUGAAUGAGUUGGUAAGAAGCUGAGACAUUUAUUCCAUUAAUACAUGUGUAUUAUUGUUGUCAUCCAUUCAUCCACUAGGGAUCAGCAGACGAUAUAUUCAUCAGUAAAUUGAAGUCUGUCUUCUUGAAUCUGGGACCUGUUUUAGAUUAUUUCCCCAAAUUACAGUAAAGGUACGUGAAUUACUAAUGAGCUAUUUGCAUGAGUGUCCAGUGUGUGGGUUUACUGUAAUGAUAUGAGGGUGUCUAUAAACUGUUUAGCUGCUGUGCUGCACAUCUACUGUAUCACACGUUUUGGAUUGCAGGAUACGUCUCUCACCAUCCAAAGAUUAGAUUGUCUCGGAGAUGUGUUCAUGUCUUAUUCUGUUUCAUUACAGAACUCAUUGUAACUUGUCUGUGUACUGGGUCUUACAGUUGCAAUGUAGGUCUCCCUACACAGUAGCUUUCCCCAAACCUGCAUCUGUUUUAAAGCCAUUUUGAUAUUCUGAAUAAACUGUACAUACGUU